Molecule: messenger RNA, 387 nt
Organism: Botrytis fragariae
Lineage: Eukaryota; Fungi; Ascomycota; Leotiomycetes; Helotiales; Sclerotiniaceae
Exons: 3
Coding region: 1-387 (128 amino acids)
Source: RefSeq, a predicted model, not a curated record
AUGCAGUUCAACAUCCUCGCCCUUACCGUUGCCGCCAUGGCCUCCGUCGCAGUUGCCACUGAGACUGUCACCGUCUACGCUUGCCCAAGCUCUACUGGUCUCUCCGGAUCUGCUGCCACCGCUGGUGCCUCCUCUGGAGAAUCUUCCGGCAUCACCUCCGGUUCCACUGGAUCUUCCUCCGGUGAAUCUUCCGGCCUCACCUCCGGCUCCAACCCAUCUGGUGUUGCUGCCGCUAGCGGUGUUGCUGCCCCAACUGCCUCCUCCGGUGUCGUUUCCUCCCCAUCUGGAACCAGCUCCCCAAUUGCUUACGCUACUGGUGCUGCUGGCCACAUCCAAGUCUCCGCUUUCGGAAUGGUUGUUGCUGGUGCCGUUGCUCUUCUCAUCUAA